Molecule: messenger RNA, 2739 nt
Organism: Xiphophorus maculatus (southern platyfish)
Lineage: Eukaryota; Metazoa; Chordata; Actinopteri; Cyprinodontiformes; Poeciliidae
Product: GTPase IMAP family member 8-like
Exons: 3
Coding region: 37-2238 (733 amino acids)
Molecular function (GO): GTP binding
Source: RefSeq, a predicted model, not a curated record
AUCAGCAGCAGCAGGAGCAACCAGAAGAGACCAAACAUGAGUGAUACAACUCAUCUUCUUGAGGAAAUGGAGGUGACUGGAGCAGCUGCAGCUGGAUCAGAAACACAAGAACCAGUGGAUCCAGUUCUCAGGAUGGUUCUUCUGGGAAAAACUGGAGCUGGAAAGAGUGCAACAGGAAACACGAUCUUAGGAAAAAAAGUAUUUAAAUCUUUGUCCUCAUCUUCAUCACUGACACUGAAAAAUGAGAAAAAAUCAGGAGAAUUCGAAGGCCAAACUCUGGAAGUGGUAGAUACUCCAGGUUUCUUUAACACAAAAGGUGAGCCACUAAAGGUGAUGGCUGAGAUCACUAAAUGCAUCUCGCUGUCUGAUCCGGGUCCUCAUGUGUUCCUGGUGGUGAUCCAGCCAACCAGAUUUACACGAGAAGAUGAAGAAACAGUCAAGAUCAUCCGGAAUCAUUUUGGAGAAAAAUCAGUCUGUUACAACAUGGUGCUGUUCACUCAUGGAGAUGAUCUGGAGGAUGAAGAUGUCUCCAUUGACAACAUUAUUGAAAACAACGAGACUCUCCAUGACAUCAUCAGUCAGUGUGGAGGAGGAUAUCACGUCUUCAACAACAGAAACAAGGAUCCAUCUCAGGUCAGAGAGCUGCUGGAUAAGAUCAACAGGAUGGUUCACAAAAAUGGAGGAAUCUGCUACACCAAAGAGAUGCUGGAAGAAGCUCAGAGAAUUAAAAGAGAGGAACUCCGGAUUGUCCUGGUGGGAAAAACUGGAGCUGGGAAAAGUGCAGCUGGAAAUACCAUAUUAGGAGGGAAAAUAUUUACAUCUUGUAUUAGCUCCUCAUCAGUUACAGAAGAGUGUCAAAAAGAAACACGAGUGCUCAAUGGUCAAAUGCUGAGUGUGGUCGAUACUCCAGGUCUGUUUGAUACUUUUCAGAAUCAACUACAGGUGAAAGAAGAAAUCCUCAAAUGCAUCUCAUUUGCUGCUCCUGGUCCUCAUGUGUUCCUGGUGGUGAUCCAGCCAAACAGAUUCACAGAAGAAGAACAAAAUGCGGUGAAAAUCAUUCAGGAAAUUUUGGGAGAAGGAUCAGAGUGUUACAGCAUGGUGCUGUUCACUCAUGGAGACGAUCUGGAGGAGGAAAACCGCUCCAUUGACAACCUUAUUGAAAACAACGAGACUCUCCAUGACAUUGUCACUAAGUGUGGAGGAGGAUAUCACGUCUUCAACAACAAAAAAAAAGAUCCAUCUCAGGCACAAGAGCUGCUGGAUAAAAUCAAGAGGAUGGUUCAAAACAAUAAAGGAAUCUGCUACACCAAAGAGAUGCUGGAAGAAGGCCAGAGAAUUAAAAGAGAGGAACUCCGGAUCGUCCUGGUGGGAAAAACUGGAGCUGGGAAAAGUGCAGUAGGAAAUACCAUAUUAGGAGAGAAAAUAUUUACAUCUGGUAUUAACUCCUCAUCAGUUACAACAGAGUGUCAAAAAGAAACACAAGUGCUAAGCAAUCAAAUGCUGAGUGUGGUCGAUACUCCAGGUCUGUUUGAUACUUUUCAAAGUCAACAGAAGGUGAAAGUAGAAAUCGCUAAAUGCGUCUCACUUGCUGCUCCUGGUCCUCAUGUUUUCCUGGUGGUGACCCAGCCAAACAGAUUCACAGAAGAAGAACAAAACACGGUGAAAAUCAUCCAGGAGAUUUUUGGAGAAGAAUCAGAGCAGUACAGCAUGGUGCUGUUCACUCAUGGAGACGACCUGGAGGAGGACAAGGUCUCCAUCAAAAAAAUAAUCAAUGACAACAAGGCCCUGAAGAAUUUCAUUGAUCAAUGCGGUAAAAGAUACCAUGUGUUCAACAAUAAAGCUAAAGAUCCAGCUCAGGUCACAGAGCUUAUCAAAAAGAUUAAUAAAAUGGUUAAGAAAAAUGGAGGAAAGGGAAAAUAUUACACCAACCAGAUGCUGGAAGAAGCAGAGGAAGCCAUAAAGGAAGAAAUGGAAAAACUGCAGAAGGAAAAUCCAAACAUGAGUUUUGAUGAAGCAAGAAGAAAGGCUGAGAAAGACAACAGCUUCAUCCGUGGAGUUUUGGCCUCUGCUGGAAUUGUUGUUGGAACAACAGUUGCUGGGAUUAUCACUGAAGUUGCUGUUGGAGCUGCUGUUGGAGCUGCAUUAGGUCCUAUAGGAAUUGCUGUAGGGGCUGGAGUGGGCUUGGUGACUGCAGUUACAGGUGCUGUAGUGAAGAAGAAAUUCUGUAAAAUUCAGUGAAUAAUUACGCUAUUGAGUCACCUGAAGGUUAGUUCAGGAAUAAAUCACAAAAUUAAAGUAUCUCUAUCAUUUAAUCAUGAUUGUUCAUAGACUUUCCAAGGAAUCUCCAUUUUCAAGGUGAUGCAUGUUUAAUUUAGGAUGUCUAUAUAAUCAACACUGCUUACUGUAUAUGUGAUUUCUAGAGCAUGUGGAUAGAAAACUGGUGAGAUAUAUACUGUAUAUAUAAAACUGUUUUUGUAUAAGAAUAAAGAAAAUUGAAGAUACAGUGAUUUAAUUUACCACAUAAGAAAUGAAACCUUAGACCUAUAACUGAAAUCUGUUUUGUUGUGUUAGAAGAGUAAAAAAUAAAAUAAAAAAGAGAGAGAAAUAUUAAUGUAAUCAAUUACUUUGAAGGGGAAGUAUGUAACUUUGAUAAAUAUGUCUGAUUUAAAUGGCAUUUGCAUAGAAUUAAUUGUUUUCUGUUUGAGUUCUGAAAUAAGAUCAAAUAAAGUCAGAAAAAAA